ACUGAAACACACCCGUAGACUGAAACACACCCGUAGACUGAAGCACACCCGUAGACUGAAGCACACCCGUAGACUGAAGCACACCCGUAGACUGACGCACACCCGUAGACUGAAACACACCCGUAGACUGAAACACACCCGUAGACAGACUCACACCCGUAGACAGACUCACACCCGUAGACUGACGCACACCCGUAGACUGACGCACACCCGUAGACUGACGCACACCCGUAGACUGACGCACACCCGUAGACUGACACACACCUGUACUCACUCACAUGAUGCCUGUGUUGCUCCUGUUCUCUGCAGGUACCUGAAGUUCACGCUGGACCAGUAUGUGGAGAUGGACUACAUCCUGGUUUACUUCCACUACGGCCUGAAGAGCAGCAACAAGCCGUCUCUGAAGUGGCUCCGAGAAGCUUACGGAGAGUUCGACAGGAAGUACAAGAAGAACAUGAAAACUUUGUACGUCGUUCAUCCGACAAAUUUCAUCCGAAUCGUGUGGAACAUCUUCAAACCUCUGAUCAGUCACAAGUUUGGGAAGAAGCUGACGUACGUGAACUACCUGACUGAACUCAGAGAACACCUGAACUACGAGCAGCUCAUCAUCCCCCCCGACGUGCUCAGACACGAUGAGAAGCUUCGAGCUGCUCAGAGAGGAGGAGGAGGAGCCCCCCCCUCAUUGAAGACCCCCCCACCUCGACCCCCCCUCCCCACACAGCAGUUUGGAGUCAGUCUGCAGUACAUCAGAGAGAAGAACAGAGAGCAGAUGAUCCCUCCUGUGAUCCGUCACACUGUGAGCUACCUGAAGGAGAGAGGUCUGAGGACCGAGGGCAUCUUCAGACGCUCGGUUCGAGUUCAGCUCAUCAAAGACGUUCAGAGGCUCUAUAACCUGGGUAAACCCGUAAACUUUGACGAUUAUCACGACGUCCACGUUCCUGCUGUGAUCCUCAAGACGUUCCUCAGAGAGAUGCCAGAACCUCUGCUCACCUUCACAGUCUACAGCCAGGUCCAGGACCUCCUCACCGUGGAGACGAGUCUGAGGGUCAGCCGCUGUAAACAGAUGAUGGAAAGUCUUCCUGAACAUCACUUCAUCGUAGCAAAGUACCUGCUGAGUUUCCUCCACACGGUGUCUCAGCAGAGCCUGGUGAACAAGAUGAGCUCCUCUAACCUGGCCUGUGUGUUCGGGGUGAACCUGGUGUGGCCUCUCCACGGCUCCAUCUCUCUCACGGAUCUGACGCCCAUCAACAUCUUCACCGAGAUCCUCGUGGAACACUUCCCCACCGUGUUCGGCUCCCGCUGCCCACCUGCACAGGUAGAGCCCUGAAACCUGUAGACCGGCACCACACACACCUGGACCCAGACCGCACUCUUCUUCUGGGAACACUUUAAAAAGGCAAAAUAUCUCAACAACUACCAUGAAAUCAGCUGUGGAUAUUCAUUGUCCCCAGAGGACACUUCUUAAAGACUCCUGAUUCCCACCGAAACGGACUGAACGUUCCUGCUCCUCAGAGGAUGAACCUUUAACCUUGUACACACUGUUGUGGACUUUGAGUUUUCCCCUCUAGCGACACCUUCAGGACCGGUGUAGUCUUUGCACUUCAAAUUAUCGUUUUGUCUUGAUUAGCCUUUGAUCAUUUUUGUUAGUGUUAGUUGCAGAUAAUUGAAUCACAUUAUGUUGUUGAUGGUGCAAAUAUGUUUAAUAAAAGUCUGACAUCUUUCGAA
Anarrhichthys ocellatus (wolf-eel) is the source of this 1725-nucleotide messenger RNA. RefSeq names its product rho GTPase-activating protein 8-like. Gene Ontology annotation, cellular component: cytoplasm. Gene Ontology annotation, biological process: small GTPase-mediated signal transduction; negative regulation of endocytic recycling. Gene Ontology annotation, molecular function: GTPase activator activity. The transcript has 9 exons. The record is from RefSeq and is a predicted model, not a curated record. NCBI's taxonomy places the organism in Eukaryota, Metazoa, Chordata, Actinopteri, Perciformes, Anarhichadidae. The annotation marks the transcript as partial.